Messenger RNA from Prunus dulcis (almond), 1551 nucleotides. RefSeq names its product probable leucine-rich repeat receptor-like protein kinase At1g35710. The record is from RefSeq and is a predicted model, not a curated record. Bases 1 to 1551 code for a protein of 516 amino acids. The transcript has a single exon. Gene Ontology annotation, molecular function: protein binding. NCBI's taxonomy places the organism in Eukaryota, Viridiplantae, Streptophyta, Magnoliopsida, Rosales, Rosaceae.
AUGACAUCUUUCACUUCCGCUAAACUUUGCUUCCUCCCUUAUUGCCUUGUCAUCUUCUUGUUUGUUUCAUCACCAAAUUGGGUUGCUUUUCCUUCUGCUACUUCUACUUCUCAUACUGAGGCAGAGGCUCUUCUCAAAUGGAAAGCCAGCUUCUUUCCAAAUCAAGCCCUCAAUAACCUCACCUGGUACGACCUUCCCACUCAUAAUAUUAAUGCCACCAAUUCUUCCAGCACCAAUCCAAAACCAAGAACAAGCCCAUGCACUUGGACUGGUGUUUCAUGCAACGCAGUUGGAAGUGUCAGCAAGCUAAACCUUUCCACUUGUGGUAUUCAAGGUACGCUACAUGAGUUUUCAUUCUUGUCCUUCCCUAAUCUUGAAUAUCUUGACCUCAGCUUGAACAGACUCUUUGAUGCCAUCCCACCUCAAAUUAGUAACCUCUCCAAACUCCACUAUCUUCAUCUCUCCCAGAAUCAGUUCUCUGGGAGAAUUCCACCAGAAAUUGGUCUCUUAAGAAAUCUUAAGUUUCUUCAUCUCUCUUGGAAUAACUUGUUGGGGGAAAUUCCUAAAGAGAUAGGCAACCUGAAAUCUCUUGUAUAUCUAGCAUUGUCCUACAACAAUUUAAGUGGUGUCAUCCCUCCAAAUAUUGGUAACUUAAUAAACCUAAAUAAUUUGUACAUGGGUAAAAAUCAACUUUCUGGUUUGAUUCCCAAGGAGAUAGGGAACUUGAAAUCUCUUGUAGAUCUAGGCUUGUACUACAACAGUUUAAGUGGUCUCAUCCCUCCAAAUAUUGGUAACUUAAUAAACCUAAAAACUUUGUACUUGUAUUCCAAUCAACUUUCUGGUUUGAUUCCCAAGGAGAUAGGGAACUUGAAAUCUCUUGUAGAUCUAGAGUUGUCCUAUAACAAUUUAAGUGGUGUCAUCCCUCCAAAUAUUGGUAACUUAAUAAACCUAAACACUUUGUACUUGCAUCACAAUCAACUUUCUGGUUUGAUUCCCAGGGAGAUAGGGAACUUGAAAUCUCUUGUAGAUCUAGAGUUGUCCUACAACAAUUUAAGUGAUGUCAUCCCUCCAAAUAUUGGUAGCUUAAUAAACAUAAACACUUUGUAUUUGCGUAACAAUCAACUUUCUGGUUUGAUUCCCAAGGAGAUAGGGAACUUGAAAUCUCUUGUAUAUCUAGGCUUGGGCGAUAAUCAACUCAAUGGUUCAAUUCCUAUUUCAAUCAGUGAGUUGCACAACUUGGAAUACUUUUACCUAGGUGAUAACCAACUUUCCGGACCCAUCCCCAAGGAGAUAGAGAAUCUCAAGAAGUUGACUAAUUUGCAGUUGGGUGUAAACCAAUUUUCUGGUUACCUGCCCCAAAAUAUUUGCCAAGCUGGAAAACUCACAAACUUUACAGCAAGCAAAAACUAUUUGACUGGUCCAAUCCCCAAAAGCUUGAAAAACUGCACGAGUUUAUUCAGACUCCGUCUUGACCAGAACCAAUUCACAGGCAAUAUAUCUGAAGACUUUGGCGUUUAUCCGAACCUUCAUUUUAUAGAUGUAAAGCCAUAA